Messenger RNA from Cuculus canorus (common cuckoo), 5087 nucleotides. RefSeq names its product RAS like estrogen regulated growth inhibitor (gene RERG). The transcript has 5 exons. The coding region runs from base 244 to 843 and encodes 199 amino acids. The record is from RefSeq and is a predicted model, not a curated record. Gene Ontology annotation, molecular function: GTP binding; GTPase activity. NCBI's taxonomy places the organism in Eukaryota, Metazoa, Chordata, Aves, Cuculiformes, Cuculidae.
GCGGGCGCUGCGGGUUCCGCCGCAGCCGCCGGGCGGUCGGAGGGGCGGGCAGCGCCUCCGCAUUGUGCGGCCGUGCCUCCCUUUCGCCCAGCGCCGCGGAGCAGCCGCCAGCCGGACCCUCCGCGCAAGGAGGAUCUGCAUUGACGUCAUAAUGACACGGUGAGGCUGAAGACAGGAGCCGGGAACAGUUCUGCUUUGCUUUUGAUAGUCAAGUGAAUCUGUCGCCACUCCAUUCCUUCCAGCAUGGCUAAAAGCGCAGAAGUGAAGCUGGCGAUCUUUGGUCGAGCUGGUGUGGGCAAGUCAGCUCUUGUUGUACGCUUCCUGACCAAGCGGUUCAUCUGGGAGUAUGACCCAACACUAGAGUCUACCUAUCGUCAUCAAGCUACCAUUGAUGAUGAAGUGGUUUCCAUGGAGAUACUAGAUACAGCUGGUCAGGAGGAUGCUAUUCAGAAAGAAGGACAUGUGCGAUGGGGUGAAGGCUUCGUGCUGGUUUACGACAUCACAGACAGAGGCAGCUUUGAGGAAGUGCUGCCACUUAAGAAUUUGUUGGAUGAAGUUAAAAAACCGAAAAAUGUCACCCUUAUCCUGGUGGGGAACAAAGCAGACUUGGAUCACUCCAGGCAAGUCAGCACGGAGGAAGGUGAAAAGCUGGCCACAGAACUAGCAUGUGCUUUUUAUGAGUGCUCUGCUUGCACAGGAGAGGGCAACAUUAUGGAGGCCUUCUAUGAGCUCUGUCGUGAGGUUCGGCGUCGAAAGAUGGUCCAGGGCAAGACUCGGAGACGAAGCUCCACCACCCAUGUCAAGCAGGCCAUUAAUAAGAUGCUUACCAAAAUCAGCAGCUAAAAAGAGCUGUACUAAGCCACAGAAGCAUUUUAUAGCAUAUUAGUUUGGAUUAGGGAUGAGGCAGGCAGAGCACAUUUAAUUGAAAAUGGUCAAAGCUUUGCAAUUAAAAAAUAGAAAAGACAAACCACACUACUUUUUUGAGUAACUUGGGGUCAGACUUUUUUUCCUGUUUUGAGAUGUAUUUAGCCACACUACUUCUGGCUAACAUGGAAAAAAAAAAAGAGGGGGGAAAAAAAAAGCAAACUCCAAAGGACUAGAUGAUUGUGGGGACUGGCAUUGACAGAUUGUCUUCUCCUUCUACAAGGCUGGUUCCAGUACCCUGCAAGUCAGUAGUGCCUAAACAUCGUUUCCAGCCAGCCAUCCACUCAGUAGCCACUGGAGAGUAAGAUUCUGUCCUCAGUCCAUCAAUGACCAUCACAACCGCUGUUCUCAAGGACUGAAUACAUGUGGAGGCUGCUGUGUUUUACCAGAAAGUUCAUGUGACACCUUUCACCAGCUCUAAAUUGAUGCAUCGUGUGCUUUUACUCCAAACUGUCCUUCCUUGUUAUUUUCUCCAAAUCUAUGAGUGAUGAUGUUCUUUGCAAAGUGUGCAAAAAAUAUAGGAAAGACCUUUUUCAUGGGGUCUUUAGUCAGCAAGACACACAUUUCAACAGAGCUGAAGUUCAGCUGCUUUUCCAGAUCCUCUGAAACUGCACAAUUCAUCAUGAAAUAAUCAGCUAGUCCAGUGGCAUUUCAGCAUUUCCCCCUUGAAGUACAGUACUGUACCUGGUGAAAUGGGAUUGUAUGUGUUGGGAAAUCACAAGAAUAACCAUAUUACUAUUGAUUUAGUUAUGGGUAGGUUUUAGCUUUUGUUUUUAUUUUUGGUUUGGUCUUCUUUCAAUUCAAGUAGUUGCUCUUAUUCAUUUUUCCACUAAAGAAGAACUGAAUCCACAGUAAGGCAAGUAUUUAAAGCCAAAACUCAAAUGCAAAUCAGAUAUGCAUGGCCUCUACCAUAUCAAAAGGCCAUAAUUUCCAGCUGUUUAAACUUCCAGAUAUUACUUGAAGCACUCUGUGGUUUAAAUGAGAACAGGGGUUUUGUGCCUCUAUCUGACAUGUUCAAUUGAAUGUGCAUUUUUGUCGGAUUUUUGUGCCUGGGAUAAAAAGUUUUCAGUCCUCUCUUCUCCUCCCUGAUGCAUCAUAUUUAAGCCAGCAGUCAAGUUUUCCUUGUUACUUGGCAUGUUAACUGUAUGCUAAGAGAUGCAGGAACCAAGACUGAAAGACUUCCAUUGAGGUUGUGCUCAUCUCCCACCAGUUGUGUUGUAUCCCUUUAGGCAGUGUGGUGUGCCACUCAGACUGGCAUCAUCAGAACCACAGCCAAAGGCUGGGGGGACAAAUGGGAAUAUUAGCAGUAUUCUCCUUUGAGGAAAAGCCCUCCUGUAGCAACUACUUACAGCUUUAUUCUCCGCUGCUUUGUACUUCAUAUGGUUGUUUGCCUCUGUGAGGAAGUAGCACCAAAAGGCUAUCAAACGCAAAUUACCACAGCUGUAGGAGGAUGAGGAUGUUUUAUUUUGUUGGAUUGCACUUUGUGCAGUUAUAGGUAGCCAUAUAAGAGGUGGAACUGGCUGGAGAAUCAAGCCUGUAUAUCCCUGUGUACAGAGAAGAAUCCCAGGUUAGGACUUUUCAAAAGGAUUCACUUGAAGAUACUUUGCCAAAGUAAAUUUUUUUUAAGCAUUCUCUCACCCAUAUCUUUUAUCCAACCAGCAUCGAAGAACAUCACAUUCAGUUGUAUUUUAUUUAUACUGUUAUUUAUUUUCUCUGUUUCCCCCAUUCUAGACAGUGAAAGUUCAUUCCACUCUUCUGAAAUCAAUAUCUAUAUUUUGAUCUUCAUAUUCAAGAAUGUUGCUGUACACCAGCAGCGUACUGCAAUGGAAACUUCACCAUGUGCUUCUGGGCAGAAGGUUCUUGCAACAGGUGAUGUCACUAUCCCCAUGACACACCUGUUCCUAAACUAUUGGUCAUAUCUCUAACUUUUGUUUAAAAAAAAUUUGCCAUUUCCAGUCCUAUUGGUAAUGCAAAAUCAAUGCAAGUGUAAAAGAAGCAGCUGGUGCCUGUUCACGCACCAGUAGUCAUUACCUGAAAGUCUGAACUUGCAAACAUCUAUUAGGAACUCAAGUGAGCAUUUCACAAAGUGUUGUUUUCCAGAUCAGUGCCGUUGCUUGAAUCUGAAGUAAACAAAAUCCUUACCUGCAAUCCCAUGGCAACAUAGCUGACGAGGAAAGUCAUUAUGUUGGUAUUCUAAGCAAUUGAUUUAUUCCUCACUAAGACAAUUUCAACAGUUCUUUUCCCUGAAAACCUUUCUUAGGUUUCAGAGUAAAGCUGCAUUUAAAAUACGAAAAGUUAAUAUAUGCAUUACAAGAGAAAAUAAAUUAAUCAUAUUAAUAUUGGGAGGGUUGAAAGGAGGGACAGGCUGCUACGGUCCUAACACUUUGCGAAAGAAUCCCAGCAAAUUAUAUCUUCUUUUAUAAUGUCUGUAUGGAGAAGUCAUAAAAUUCUGGUGAAAGAAAAUGUUCCACUGUGCAAACAUGACUUGUUACAUAAAAAAACCUCUAAUAAAAAUAGUAGCAUUCCUUUUCAAAGACUGAAUUUGGAAACCGCUGAACAUGAUAAACACUCGGUCAAAAAGGAGGCUGCUCUUCUGUGACCUUUCCUCCCACACAAACACAAAUUUCUUUACUUAACUGCUCAUUAAUUUUUUUUCCUCUGUGUAAUGGGCUGCUUGUCAAGCCAGUUACAGUAUAUUAUAAUCUGUUGAUACAUAUUAUGUAGUAUUAAAUACAAUCUGGUAUAGUGUUGCUCACAAUGUUGCAACAUAUUAUUGGCUAUGCUAUAAAUGUGUCAUAUUUCCACAAUGUGUAAAUUGAGCCAAAAAAAGUGCCCAAGCAUUGAAAAGGCCAAAUGCAACAUGAGCCCACAUUUGGUCGCCUUUCUGCAGCAGACAUCAACAGUUUACAUUCUGUUCCAGCUGCUGCUAUUUAAAUGUACAUAUAUGACACUAACAUUAAAUUCCUCUCCUCAGCCUAUUAUCGUUUCUCAGGAGAGAGGAAGGGAAGGAUGAUAAACAAAAGGUGGAGGAAAGGUGAAAUGGAUACUUGUUACCUACAACAAGUUGAUUGUCAUUUAUGAAGUUUUUAAAUAUUUAUCUUCAAUUGAUGAAGAGUUAGUCAUGCCCAUGCUGCAAGACCUGGAUCAGGAACCAAGACUUCCCUAGAACUUUGAGAAUCUUUGUAUCUGGGGGUUCGGUGCAACCAUGGAUGGAAGUGAGAACCAGCCGCUGGGUUUGCACCUGGAUCCAGACAAGUUGUCCCCAAACCUGGGGACAGUUGCAUCUGGCAGUUUGCUACUAGGCUAGUUGAUUUUUAUAUAUAUAAUGAUCUGUAUGCAUUUUUACAUUAAAAAUAUUAAAGCUUGUGCUUGCAGAUAAUAUAUAAGAAAAAAAAUAAAAAGAAAAAUUACAAAACAGUGCUCUCUGUACUGAAUUCUUAUGCGGUGAUCUUCGAUUAGUUAUCUCCAAAGUGUUGUCUUCCAGCUUUUAAGGGCCUAGUUCAAGAAGUCCUGAUUCAGAUUUUAUUUAAUCUUUAUCUAAGGGAAACAAGGAAUUUUGCCUGAAUAAGGACUUCAGGCAAUAACAAUGACCUCAGUGAAACCCACCACCUAAACUUUGUCAUGCCAAAUAAAUAACAUGGGUCUCGAUCCCAAGCUUCUCAGGUAUUAUUCUGGGCUAAGAGGUGUAGGAGAUUUAUGGACAGAGACAAAUUUUCACCUGCUACCAGCUAUGCCCAUUUUCCAAGGAUGAUGGCACUGUUGUUCUGAAGAGAAGGUGCAUUACAUGUUUGUAAGGUGUAUAGUAUCAGUGGUAUAGAAUCCCACAUACUGUGAGUAUUCAGCUGUAGCAGAGGAAGCCUCAUUGCAGAAGAGGGGAAGCAGCUGUAAUCUACUCUCUUGUUUUCCUCCAAACCUGGAUCAACCAAGAAACCCAAAGCAUGAUCAUAAACAGCUGAAUGGCAACGGGGCUAUAAGAAUGCCACCCCUGGCAUAACACUGCAUGAAGUCUGGGUGCAUAACCUAUGUUAUGAGGAGAAGCCUGCCAAAAUUAGGUAAAGCAUGCUUCCAGUCACUGUCUGCCUCUUUCAUUGCAAAGCAGCCUUGAGUUACAUCAAGGUGCAUUGUAACUUAUUCCUGUCAAAGUAACAUUUCCUGGGAAAGAA